This is a messenger RNA of Nelumbo nucifera (sacred lotus), 1383 nucleotides long. Its product is annotated as NAC domain-containing protein 30. Gene Ontology annotation, molecular function: DNA binding. Gene Ontology annotation, biological process: regulation of DNA-templated transcription. The record is from RefSeq and is a predicted model, not a curated record. NCBI's taxonomy places the organism in Eukaryota, Viridiplantae, Streptophyta, Magnoliopsida, Proteales, Nelumbonaceae.
CUCUCCCUCCAUAACAUAACAAAUCAGGAAAGAACACCACAAAGUCACUCAUAUACUACAAUUCUCUCUCUCUCUCUCUCUCUCUCUCUCUCUCUGAGGCAAGAAGAACACAGCUCGGCCAUAUUGAAUCUUCGGCAUCAGUGAACAUCUAGAAAUGGAACUGGAGUCGUGUGUCCCACCAGGUUUUAGAUUCCACCCAACAGAAGAAGAGCUUGUGGGAUACUAUCUGAAGAGAAAGGUUAACUCCGAGAAGCUUGAUAUAGAUGUUAUCAUGGAUAUUGACCUCUACAGAAUAGAGCCAUGGGACAUCCAAGACAGAUGCAAGCUUGGUUAUGAAGAACGGAACGAAUGGUACUUCUUCAGUCACAAGGACAAGAAAUAUCCAACUGGAACAAGGACCAACAGAGCUACUGCUGCUGGGUUCUGGAAGGCAACAGGAAGAGAUAAGGCUGUGCUGUCCAAGAACAGAAUUAUUGGGAUGAGGAAGACCCUAGUCUUCUACAAGGGUCGAGCACCCAAUGGGAGAAAAACUGACUGGAUCAUGCAUGAAUAUCGACUCCAAACAUCUGAAUUUGCACCUCCUCAGGAAGAGGGUUGGGUCGUGUGCCGUGCAUUCAAGAAGCAGGGUCCAAGCAGCCACCCACAAAGUUUCCAGACGUGGAAUCGCCCUUAUUAUGCAAAGGAUCAUGACAAUAUCGGAAUUCGAUCUUUCUAUUCAGAUAUUACAGUUCCUACACGGGCAACUGAAGCUUAUCAAGGAACCGAUUUUCAUUAUCAGGCAGUUAGUUAUGAGCAGGAAUUUGGAUCCAAGAGUGCUUAUGUAGAUCAUCACCAACUCAUAGAACUCCCACAGUUGGACAGUCCUACACUGUCCGCUGGUUUGGCUACCAAAGAAGGUCUGGAGAAUAUGACCAAAGAUGACUAUGAUAAUGACAGGAACAGUCAUGGAGGGAAUUUGGUUGACUGGAAGACUCUGGACAAAUUACUGGCGUCACAACUGAGUGAGGCAACAUCAUAUCAACAGUCAAAUUUGGCACUAUUGCCCCAAGAUUAUGAUGUAGAUGCUCCUCUCGUGGACUGCUUUCCUAACUUGUAGUGACAUAAGGAUGAACCUACUACAGUUUAUUCUGGAUUAUCUACUGAAAAUUAAUGGUCUAUAUGAGAGGACCCAGUUUAAUUUGCAGCUGGUGAAACAUUUUGACUAUCUAGAAUUAGGGAAAAACUGAUUCCAGAGUUGAAGAAAGAUCUCUUUUGAAAGAAUCUCCAUUCAAACUUGGCUUUUAGGUGGAGUAAUAUCCCAUUGUCCUUUGGUUUUUAUGUCAGCCUUUCAAUUGUAAAUUGUUCAUUGUCAGGCACAUUUGUAUCUUCGCUUUUUUUAAUGGU